AUGGCUGACCAACCAGACUACGAUGCGAUAACUUGGCCUGUCCAACUCACAAGCAAAGUCCAUCGUAGAAACAACCCGUUGCUGGAUCCUAGCAACCCUGCUCUCUCAGCUGUAGGCAAGACAGUUCUCAUCACUGGGGCCACAGGUGGCAUUGGUCGGGCGAUUGCUGAAGCAUGGAGAAUUGCCGGUGCUAAGGCCAUCGUCAUAACCGGAAGGAACCAAAAGAGACUACAAGAGGUUGUUAAGACAUUGGAAGCCAUAGUCCAAGAUGAUACGACCGUACAUUCCUUCGGGCCCAUCGAUAUCACGAAGGAAGAAGAUGUUGCAACGUUAUGGAGGAAAGCAGGAGAAGCAGUUGGCCGAAUCGAUGUCCUCGUCAAUAACGCCGGAUCCUUGACGCAAGCUAUGAUCGGCAAGGGUGAUCCGGGAAAAUGGUGGCAGGAUUUUGUAGGAUUCCUCUCUUUUCCAUAUGCCCCUUUAUGGUUACUGACACCUACCCAGGAAGUCAAUGUCAAAGCCGUACAUCUGAAUGUGCACCACUUCCUCGCCCAAGCACCGGACGGCAAGGGCACAGUAAUUUCUGUCUCGACAGGAACGUUAGGCGACAUGUAUCCCGACUUCUCCUCCUACAUCCCCAGUAAACUCGCGCAAACCAAGUUCAUGGAGUUCCUUCAUCAUGAACAGCCUGGCAUCCGCACCUUUAGCCUUUUUCCCGGCCUCGUUGCAACAGAUAUGCCGCCAAAGCAGUAUCUAGAGUAUGCCCUUGACGAUCCCAUGCUAACAGGAGGCUUGACACUUUUCCUCUCUACUGAGAGAGCAGAGUGGUUGCGAGGCAGCAUGGUGAGCGUGAACUGGGACUACGAGGAGAUGGAGAUGCACAAGGAAGAGAUUUUGGAAAAGAGGUUGACGAAGUUGGCUUUUUGUGAUGCGAAGUUUGGGAAAGGAGGUCAUCCUUGGGCGACGUAA
This is a messenger RNA of Alternaria arborescens, 966 nucleotides long. RefSeq lists its product as hypothetical. Bases 1 to 966 code for a protein of 321 amino acids. Lineage: Eukaryota; Fungi; Ascomycota; Dothideomycetes; Pleosporales; Pleosporaceae. The transcript has a single exon. Gene Ontology annotation, molecular function: oxidoreductase activity, acting on the CH-OH group of donors, NAD or NADP as acceptor. The record is from RefSeq and is a predicted model, not a curated record.